ACUCGUUGGCUACAAACGCACCGUUUCGACAUAACAGAUGCUUGGGAUUUCAUUGAUUCGACACGUGGUUCCAAGAAGAGUGUUCGAUCGAGGAGACGACUAUGAUGGGCUGAGGAGCUCAAUUCUGAGGAGUAGGGAAUCCGUAUUCGCAAGACCCCUGAUCAUUGCUGGGAGCAGUUUCAUUCAUGGACGCAUCGAAGAUUGCAGACUUCUGAGCCCAUUGAAUCCCCUCUUCUCGCACAUGGCUAGCACAUUACGGUUAUACUUGACCUGCAUAAGGAACACACUCGAGGCUGCAAUGUGCCUGCAGAACUUCCCAUGUCAAGAGGUUGAAAGGCAUAACAAGCCAGAGGUUGAACUAAAGACCAGCCCAGAGCUCCUGCUAAAUCCUGUUUUGAUCUGUCGAAAUGAGGCUGAAAAAUGCUUAAUAGAAACAUCUAUUAAUUCACUGCGGAUAAGUCUCAAGGUUAAGCAGGCUGAUGAACUUGAAAAUAUUCUGACCAAGAAGUUUCUCAGAUUUUUGUCUAUGAGAGCCGAGGCCUUCCAAGUAUUGAGGAGAAAGCCAGUACAGGGAUAUGACAUCAGCUUCCUCAUAACAAACUACCAUUGUGAGGAGAUGCAGAAGCACAAACUCAUAGAUUUUAUAGUGCAAUUUAUGGAGGAUAUUGAUAAAGAGAUAAGCGAACUUAAAAUGUCGGUGAACACACGAGGGAGGCUUGUAGCUACAGAGUUUCUGAAGCAAUUCACCUGAUGCUUUUAGGAAUGCCAAAUCCAAGCCUUGCAGAUCUGUUCCUGCCUUGCUUCAAAAGCGCCCGCCCCCUUAAAACCUGUGUUUUAUAUUGAAGAUCGUUAUAAAUUUAGCAUCUGUGCAGAAUUUUGUUUGUAAAGUUUGAGCGGAAUAUAUGAAGGGGCAAAAAACAGAGCAGUUACUUGAUGUAGAGAAAUAUAGCUUAAGCUAGCUUAUGAUUUUAAACGCCCUUUUCCCUAGCCUUAAGCUAAAGUCAACUCUGGUUUCUUGGCUUCCUGAACAAAAGGGUUCCAAGCUUAAAUAUAAGUAUCAAGCAUUGCAAACUAUCACU
Molecule: messenger RNA, 1079 nt
Organism: Neltuma alba
Lineage: Eukaryota; Viridiplantae; Streptophyta; Magnoliopsida; Fabales; Fabaceae
Product: actin-related protein 2/3 complex subunit 4
Exons: 8
Coding region: 38-751 (237 amino acids)
Biological process (GO): Arp2/3 complex-mediated actin nucleation; actin filament polymerization
Cellular component (GO): Arp2/3 protein complex; actin cytoskeleton
Molecular function (GO): actin filament binding
Source: RefSeq, a predicted model, not a curated record